AUGGGUGCCGGGCAGGUCUGCGCUCACGAGCGCAUGAGCGGGGUGGUCCAGCGGCUCAGCGGGCGCCGCAUCGCGGGCUAUUUCGAUGUGGAGGUGCCUCGUGCCCGCCCCAGCAACAGCUACAUCUGCAACGAGACUCACUGGAGGGCCCUGACGGCGCUGCGGAGUGCGGAGCGCCAGGGGGAUGCGGCCUUGACUGCGUGUUUCUUCAUGCACAUCCCGAUGCCCGCCAAGGAGUCUUUUAAGAGCCCGCAGCAUCAGAAGGCGUUCGAGGAGCGCUUCUGCGACCUGGCCGAUGACACGGACUAUACCCAGCUGGCGAGGGGCGUGGCCGACCUCGUCAAGCUGCUGAUCUUGGAGGGCACGGCUUGA
Prorocentrum cordatum is the source of this 372-nucleotide messenger RNA. The record is from the annotation of a GenBank genome assembly. Lineage: Eukaryota; Dinophyceae; Prorocentrales; Prorocentraceae.